AUGCCAGAGCAAGUUGAGGUUGCCGAAGCCACACCACUUCCAGAUGCCAGAAACAAAUAUCCAAACCCAUUAGCCAAUUUCAGUAAAGGUUUAGGAUACCCUGAAUGGCAUCCAAUUGACACUCGUAAAGAAGUUGGCCAAUUAUUUAAAUUCGGCUUCUACUCAACCGUUGGGUCAUAUGCCUUCUUGUACAUUUGGAAAAGAACCACUUUCAAGUUGGAGAUCCCCAUAUCGGUGGUUACGUUCCUCACAGUAGCCAAGGGUGUACAAUCAUCAUUGGCCAACUUGAGAGAAAAGAAUGAUUGUUGGAACACGUUCUGGGGGUUGACUGCUGCAAACACGGUGGUUUUGAGUGCUGCUUUUAGAUCCAUGCCAGCUAAACACAAGGUAAUAACGGGGGCUUUGGGUACCUCGUUGGCAACUAUAGUUGACCGUGCAUAUUGGGCCCAAUCUACAAGUAGUCCAACUACUGACGCUAAAUACGAAUUGGCAAAUGAGAACAAAGAUUUACCACAGCAGGGAUUCUGGGAUAUCUGGCAAAGAAGACCAAUCACCCAAACAGUAGAGGAGUUGGGGGUUGGACGUGGUAUUUUCAAACCAUAA
Molecule: messenger RNA, 603 nt
Organism: Lodderomyces theae
Lineage: Eukaryota; Fungi; Ascomycota; Pichiomycetes; Serinales; Debaryomycetaceae
Exons: 1
Coding region: 1-603 (200 amino acids)
Source: RefSeq, a predicted model, not a curated record